UAAAAAAAAGAAGCAGCUCCUUCUUCUGAAGAUGGGUUUUUGACUAAUCAGAGAUGCUCAUCGCUUCUCUGUUUCCCACACGAUUGGCUAAAAGUGUUAAGAAUUACACCCCAAAACCACUUUUCUCCUCCCCCCUCACACGCUAGCAUGUUUUUAAAGACGACCAUGAGGGGAAAUGAAGGGGGGAGCUCAGAGCCUUCUUCAGCCUCAAGAUGAGGACAGCUGGGCCAGAAAUGGAUCUCAUUCAGCUUUCGCCCGUGACUACGGUCACUUUCAACUAUGAUGACUACUACUACGAGGACAGCUGCCAGUAUGAGCAGCUACAGCAUAUGACUGCUUUCCUCCCUAUCCUGUACACUGCUGUGUUCUUGGUGGGCAUUCUUGGCAACUCCAUCCUGAUCGUAGCCUUAGUCUUCAAGCGACGAGUCCAGAGGCUGAUUGACAUCUUCAUCAUCAACCUCGCUGCUUCUGACUUCAUCUUCCUCAUCACGCUACCAUUCUGGGUGGACAAGGAGGUAUCAGAUGGGAUGUGGAGGGUAGGAUCUUUCCUCUGUAAAGCUAGUUCUUACAUCAUCUCAGUCAACAUGUACUGCAGCAUUCUCCUCCUUACUUGUAUGAGUGCAGACCGGUACCUUGCCAUCAUGUACCCCUCCAUAGCUAGAAGGAUUCGAACCAGAUCCUAUUCCAAUGGACUUUGCAUCUGCGUCUGGUUGUUAUCCUGCUGCUUAGGGAUGCCAACACUUUUGUCCAGAGAACUGAAAGAGCGCUACGGCAAGAUGUACUGCGUAGACAAAGCCGUGACCGAAUCCAAGCAGAUCACGUCACUGACGAUUUUAAUCCUGGCCUUCUUCCUCCCGCUGUUGAGCAUCCUGACCUUUUACUGCUCCAUCACAAAGAGACUCUGUGUGCAUUACCAGAGAUCUGGGAAACACGAUAAGAAACUGAGAAAAUCUAUCAAGAUUGUCUUCAUUGUGGUGGCUGCUUUUGUCAUCUCCUGGGUCCCCUUCAACCUCUUCAAGCUUAUGGCCAUCCUGUUGGGACUGCAAAAGCUGCCUGACUGUUUUCUUGACAUGGUUGCCCAGGUGGGCAUGACGGUGAGCAGCCCCUUUGCCUUCGCCAACAGCUGUGCAAACCCUUUCAUUUACUACUGCUUUGACAACUACAUCCGCAGAGCCAUGCUCAGGUGCCUGUGCCCGUGGGUGAAAGCCAGCAGCGGCAGCACCAUCUCUAACACCUUGGACACCCGCCUGAGCCACUCCUUAUCCAAUUUCAUCGCAGGGGAGUACACUGCGAGGAAGAGGAAGCGCUCGGUGUCCCUCUGACUGGGAGCCGGGACUACGGAGGGAGGGACCUCUCUUUCCAAAGAUGGCAGGGAAAGAAGAAGGCAAGAAAAGGGGCAAGAAAGAAAGAAGCGGCAGAGGCAGAGCUGCAACUGUAGUGUAGCCAGCACUUUAGGCUGGUGGUACAGCACUUCCCCCUAAACACAGGUAUAUUGAAUAGGAAACUUUAACCACAGAGCUACAGUUCACAGAGAUCACUGUGCCACUGUGCAGUGCAAGCCUGAAACUGCUGUGCUGAGAGACAUCCACCUUGGCUGGUGCUGGAACUGCAGCCCAAGUGCUACCAGCCAAGAGCAAUGUCAGGACGAUCAGCCAAAGCCACCUCGAGGCAAGCUUUGAACUUAAAACGCAUAGGUUUUCAUUCUGCUCAGAGCAAGAAAAAGCAACAGAAGUACUUGUUCUCUCUGGCUGCUAGCUUACUCACAAAAAUAUUGCGAUGUUCUGUAAAAAAAGAACUGCUGAGUUCUCCUUUUUUUUGGAGGUUUUCUGUAUUUAGAAAUGCAAUGUUUUAGUGGAUUUCUGUUACUUGCUCUCGUAACUUGAGUCUUGUGCAUUUUUCUUGAAGAUUCAGCUUUUCAAUUAAGGGAUUAAAUAUGUUUUAAUCACAGGAAUUAAAGUAAGUUUCUAGGCCCUGUGGUUUCCGAAAGAAAAAAAAAGUUAGCUUGAAGGUAGAGCAACCAGAAGACAAGCAAAAGAAACUGCAUUUAACCCUUUUCUUAACAGCAAACAACCAAGAAAAGAAAAUCAAGAAAACACCUGCACACUUUUUAAGAUGGUUUGGGGAGGUGUGACACAACUUCUGAUUGUUCUGCUUGUCUAAUGCUACGACAAAUGCAAACAUGCCUGAAAAGUAAAAUUAGCCAAAGUUUCACAAAUAUUUGACUGAAACAGAGAAUGCUGAGAAACCUUGGGUGCAGGAAAGCUCACAGAAAAGGAAUUCAAAAGCACCACUGUAUAAAUUCAUUGAUACAGUUAAACUCUGUAAGUAAUUAAUAAUAAUAAAAGUUCUGUGAAUUUGUCUCCAGCAAUCUCUGGGAAAUGUAGAAAUCCUACAUUUCAUAUACUGUAGAGGAGACACCGCUAGCUCAGCUGGUGUUAAGUCUGACGUUAAAUGGGAUGGGGAAACAGAGAAAGCUCCCUAUUUUUAACAGUCAUAAUACCUCUUAGAAUUACAAACUGAACAAAUGUGGAGUUAAGCAGCUCAUUAGAAAACUGGCAUUGGACUUCUUCUAAAUGCCAAUGAUAGAAAUGCGUGCUUAAAACAAAGAAACCAGCGUACAGAGUUUUAAGGUGCACAGUUAAAAUAAGAAUUAGAUGUCUAGCAGCACUGAUCCCUUGGGUAUGUUGCAACACCUCAUGUUCUGUUGUGCCUUUUGUAAAAUGUGUAGCUUAAUAUAUAACUGCUUGUCAUAAAUCUAAUAAAACAAUACCAUAAAUCAUCCAGAUUGUGUUACGUGAUAGAGUAAAAAAACGGUUAGAAAAUUUCCUUUUGCAUUUCCUGAUUUUUCAAGAUUUCUAUUUCUCUUUUUUGCACUUAACCUUUAAAGCUUUUCAACGAGCUCUCACAAAACCCACAAAAGGUCUUGACUUCAGUGGCAGAAGUCAUCUCAAUGUGAUAAAAAACGUAUGUGGAAACAAAUCUUGAACUGCAGUAAAUAAAAGAUCUUUAAUGAUAGGUACAGCCCUGUAAGAUAAACCACAUUCAACUCUGCCAAUGAGAAAGAAAAAAGGUCAGCAAAUAUGUAUCUUUGGGUCUGCUUUUUAACAGUAAGCUGGUAACAACUCCCACACAAUGCUAGAGAGUGAACCCCUCCUCAUUUUAGCAGGGAGCAGUUUCAAGCUAAAACUACUGUCUCAAUUGGUUCCUCUCGAUGAUCCAUUAUACUCCCUCUACUUUACUAGUACGUAACGA
Numida meleagris (helmeted guineafowl) is the source of this 3252-nucleotide messenger RNA. RefSeq names its product G protein-coupled receptor 15 (gene GPR15). The transcript has a single exon. Gene Ontology annotation, biological process: G protein-coupled receptor signaling pathway; immune response. Lineage: Eukaryota; Metazoa; Chordata; Aves; Galliformes; Numididae. Gene Ontology annotation, cellular component: membrane. Gene Ontology annotation, molecular function: G protein-coupled receptor activity. The coding region runs from base 213 to 1322 and encodes 369 amino acids. The record is from RefSeq and is a predicted model, not a curated record.